Molecule: messenger RNA, 1809 nt
Organism: Pipra filicauda (Wire-tailed manakin)
Lineage: Eukaryota; Metazoa; Chordata; Aves; Passeriformes; Pipridae
Product: keratin, type II cytoskeletal cochleal-like
Biological process (GO): intermediate filament organization; keratinization
Cellular component (GO): keratin filament
Molecular function (GO): structural constituent of skin epidermis
Source: RefSeq, a predicted model, not a curated record
AUGCCCCGAGCCGGGGAGCCAGAGAAGACUCCGAGCACUUCUCUCUGCCCUCGGCACCAGCCCAGCUCCGCCGAUCUCUCGUCCUCCGCGCCUCUGGCUCUGUGGAGCACUGGGAUGUCCCGUCAGUCCGUGUGCAGGAGCUUCGGGAUGGGCAGCAGGAAGGGAUUCAGCUCCUGCUCUGCCGUGGGCGGCGGGUUCGGGGGCAGCGGCGGCCGGAGCCGGAUCAGCUACAGCUCCUUCUCCACAUCCAGGGGGGUCGGAGGAGGGGGACGCUGCGGGGGCUUCAGCAGCCGGAGCCUCCACAACCUGGGGGGCAGCGCCAGGAUGUCCGUGGGAGGCUCCUACGGAUGUAGGAUCCCGGGAUUCAGCGGAGGAUUCGUGGGAGGAUUCGGUGGAAUCCCAGGAGGGGUCGUUGGAGGAGGAAUUGGCGGCUUUGUGGGGCCCGUCCGGGGCGGCCCCGGGUUCCCCGGGGGGAUCCAGCCCGUGCAGGUGGAUCCCACCCUGCUCCGGCCCGUCCACGUGGACAUCGACCCCCAGAUCCAGCAGGUGAAGUGCCAGGAGAAGGAGCAGAUCAAGACCCUCAACAACCAGUUCGCCUCCUUCAUCGACAAGGUCCGGUUCCUGGAGCAGCAGAACAAGGUCCUCUCCACCAAGUGGGAGCUGCUGCAGCAGCAGGGGCCGGUGGGGCCGAGGAAGAACCUGGAUGUGAUCUUUGAGAACUACAUCCAGAACCUGAGGAGGCAGCUGGAGAACCUGCUGGGGCAGCGGGGGCAGCUGGAGUCGGAGCUGCAGAGCAUGCGGCAGUACGUGGAGGAGUACAAGUGCAAGUACGAGGAGGAGAUCAACCGGCGCACGGCGGCCGAGAACGAGUUCGUGGUGCUAAAGAAGGACGUGGACUGUGCCUACAUGACCAAGGUGGAGCUGGAGGCCAAGGUGGGAGCUCUGACGGACGAGAUCAACUUCCUGAGGUGCAUCUAUGAGGAGGAGCUGGCCCAGAUGCAGACCAUCAGCCGGGACCUGUCCGUGGUGGUGUCCAUGGACAACAACCGGCACCUGGACCUGGACAGCAUCAUCGAGGAGGUGCGGCGCCAGUACGAGCAGAUCGCCCAGAGCAGCCGCGCCGAGGCCGAGGCCUGGUACCAGAGCAGGUACGAGGAGCUGCAGAGCACGGCCGGGCGCCACGGGGACAACCUGCGGAACACCAAGAUCGAGAUCCAGGAGCUGACCAGGAACGUGCAGAGGCUGAGGACGGAGAUCGAGAAUGUGAAGAAGCAGAACCACCACCUGCAGUCGGCCAUCGCCGAGGCCGAGGAGAGGGGCGAGCUGGCCCUCAAGGACGCCCGCAGGAAGCUGGAGGAGCUGGAAUGUGCCCUGAGCAAGGACAAGGAGGAGCUGGCCCGGCUGCUGAAGGAGUACCAGGAGCUGCUGAACAUCAAGAUCGCGCUGGACGUGGAGAUCGCCAUGUACAGGAAGCUGCUGGAGGGGGAGGAGAACAGGCUCUGCGGAGACAACCCGUCCAACGUGAAUGUCUCCGUGGUGGGCAGGACCACCGUGUGCGGGGGCCGGGCCGGCGGCUUCGGGGCCAGCAACGGGCUGGCGGGAGGAGGAGUGUGCGUGGUCGGAGGAGGAGGAAGCGUCGUCGGGGGCGGCUGCGGGGUGGGAGGGGGGAUCCUGAGCGGGGGCUUCUCCUCCGGCAGCGGGAGGGUGUGCAGCUCCUCGGCCGGAAACUUCGUGGCCGGGGGCGGCUCGUCCUCGGUGCGCAGAUGUGUCACCACCACCACGGUCAAGUCCUCGGGGGUCAAGUACUGA